This is a messenger RNA of Lottia gigantea (owl limpet), 1623 nucleotides long. RefSeq lists its product as hypothetical. Gene Ontology annotation, molecular function: tRNA (N(6)-L-threonylcarbamoyladenosine(37)-C(2))-methylthiotransferase activity; 4 iron, 4 sulfur cluster binding. Gene Ontology annotation, cellular component: endoplasmic reticulum. The transcript is spliced from 12 exons. NCBI's taxonomy places the organism in Eukaryota, Metazoa, Mollusca, Gastropoda, Lottiidae. Gene Ontology annotation, biological process: tRNA methylthiolation. The record is from RefSeq and is a predicted model, not a curated record. Bases 1 to 1623 code for a protein of 540 amino acids.
AUGUCACAGGUUUAUUCUACUAAUCAACUUUUUUGCAGACAAACUGUCAACAUGCCUACAGACUGUGAAAAAACCAUCGAUGAUAUAGAAGACAUAAUAUCUGCCAAUGAUGUAACUGUUGAAGAUAGGAUAAAAGCCAAGAAACAUGUGAUGCCUCGAGCGAAGAAACACUUGAAAGACAAAAAUAAAUCAACUAAUUUAAAAGUUGUAGGAGACAGUUAUAUUCCAGGUAACCAAUCAAUAUUUGUUAAAACCUGGGGAUGUUCACAUAAUAAUUCAGAUAGUGAAUACAUGGCUGGCCAGCUAGCCACUUAUGGCUUUAAAAUCACAGAAUCUAAAGAAGAUGCAGAUCUGUGGUUAUUAAAUAGUUGUACAGUCAAAAAUCCUGCAGAAGAUCAUUUUCGUAACGACAUAACCCUAGCUAAUAAACUUGAUAAACAUGUAGUUUUGGCAGGCUGUGUACCACAAGGACAUCAGAAGUCUGAAUAUAUGCAGGGAUUAAGUGCUAUAGGUGUCCAACAAAUUGACAGAGUUGUAGAAGUAGUAGAGGAAACAUUAAAAGGCAACACAGUGAGAUUUUUUAGUCAGAAAAAAGAAUCUGGUAAAAAGACAGGAGGAGCAACUCUUGAUUUACCCAAAAUCAGAAAAAAUCCCCUAAUAGAAAUCAUUGCCAUCAAUACUGGUUGUUUAAAUCAAUGUACAUAUUGUAAAACAAAACAUGCUCGUGGUGAACUGGGCAGUUACAGACCUGAAGCCAUUGUAGAGAGAGCUAGACAGUCUUUUAAAGAAGGAGUAGUUGAGGUAUGGCUAACAUCAGAAGAUUUGGGAGCAUAUGGUCAUGAUAUAGGGGUCACUCUACCUCAGUUACUAUGGCAACUGGUAGAAGUUAUACCUGAAGGUGCCAGAAUGAGAUUGGGAAUGACCAAUCCACCAUAUAUUUUAGAACAUUUGGAGGAAAUGGCUAAAAUAUUAAAACAUCCGAGAGUUUAUUCCUUUCUACAUGUACCAGUACAGACAGCUUCUGAUAGUGUUUUAAUGGACAUGAAGAGAGAAUAUUGUGUGGAAGAUUUUAAACAUGUCGUCAAUUUUCUUAAAACAAGAGUACUGGAUGUAACUAUAGCAACAGAUUUAAUUUGUGGUUUUCCAACAGAAACAGAAGAGGAUUUUGAAGAAACGAUGCAGUUGGUAGAUGAAUACAGAUUUCCAAGUUUAUUUAUUAAUCAAUUUUUCCCUCGACCAGGAACACCUGCUGCUAAAAUGCCUCAAAUAGACAGACAAAUAAUAAAACAGAGAACAAAAAGAGUAUCUGAAUUAUUUCAGUCUUAUCAACCUUAUAAUCAUAAAUUAGGUCAAGUACAGUCAGUCUUAGUAACUGAAAUAUCUCAUGAUGGACAAUAUUAUGUAGCACACAACAAAUCAUAUGAUCAGGUUUUAGUUCCUAAAGAAGAAGAUCUUAUGGGUAAAAUGUUGGAAGUUGAAAUAAUUGAAACUGGAAAACAUUUUAUGAAAGGGAGAUUACUCACAAGAGGAAAGAGACCACUGAAUGUACCUCCUCCAAUGAAAAAGGGGGAAGUUUCUGGUAAACCGGUGGUGUCUUACAGUGAGGUAAGAGUUUUAUUUUGA